AUGUCGCAAAUCAUUAGUGCCCAAGUUGGCCAAUGUGGGAAUCAAAUUGGAACUAAGUUCUGGGAAAUAAUCUCGGGUGAGCACGGUAUCGAGCCUAACGGCACUUAUAAUGGUGACUCGCCGUUGCAAUUGGAGCAUAUCGAUGUAUAUUUCAAAGAAGUGGAAGGCAAAAAAUACGUACCACGUGCAGUAUUGGUCGAUCUGGAGCCAGCAACCAUGAAUUUGGUGCGUUUAUCCACCUAUGGAAACCUUUUCCAACCGGAUAACUUUCUGUUCGGUAAAAUUGGUGUCGGGAACAACUUUGCCAGAGGGUAUUACACCGAUGGAAUGGAUUUCAUCGACGAUGUUAUGAAUAAUAUUCGAAAGGAAGCGGAAAUGUGCGAUAGCUUAAUGGGUUUCCAUCUGACUCAUUCCUUGGGAGGUGGUACAGGUUCUGGACUGGGAGCGCUUAUGAUCAUGAAGAUACGUGAACAAUAUCCGAAUCGCAUGGUGACAUCAUUUUCCGUAUUCCCGACGCCGAAAGCAUCGGAUGUUAUCGUGGAACCAUACAACGCAACACUGGCUACACGUCAUCUCAUUGAAAAUGUAGACGGGACAUUUUGCAUCGAUAAUACUGCACUUCGUGAUAUUUCAUUGCAUACGUUGAAACUUGCCAGUCCAGCUUAUGAUGAUUUCAACCAUAUAGCUUCGAUGGCGAUGUCCGGAGUGACCAGCUUCUUUCGAUUUCCCGGACAAUUGAAUACUGACUUGCAUGAACUAGCCGUUAACAUGAUUCCGCUCCCGAGCCUUCAUUUUUUGAUGUUUGGUUCGGCUCCGCUGAUUGCUCGCAAUACCGCUGCACCAACGCCACUCAAAAUCAGUCAAUUGAUCCAACAGUCAUUUGACAAGCGUAACAUUAUAACCGCCUGUGAUCCAAAAAAUGGUCGUUAUUUGACUGCUGCUGCAAUGUUCCGUGGACAAUUAUCGGUGGAUGAGGUGGAAAGUCAAAUUUCAACUAUUCGAAAAACAUUGACACCUGAAUGGUUGCCAAAUAACAUCAAAUUAGCUACCUGCGAAAUCCCCACACGCGGAACCAUCCUCAGUGCUGCUCCUCUCUUUAAUAACACAGCAAUUCAGGAGAUAUUAGCUAAUAUUCGACAGUCCUUCUCAGCGAUGUUUCGACGCAAAGCCUUUCUACAUUGGUAUACAGGCGAAGGAAUGGAAGAACAGGAAUUUAAGGAUGCAAACAACAUUUUGAAGGACACAAUUACGGAAUAUCAAAAAUAUGAAGAAAUGCAGGAUGAUAAGGCUGAAAAUGUGGUGAUCGGCGAUAAGAUACAAGCAGCUAAUGAUGGUACGGAACAGUAG
This is a messenger RNA of Loa loa (African eye worm), 1347 nucleotides long. RefSeq names its product BEN-1 protein. The record is from RefSeq and is a predicted model, not a curated record. Gene Ontology annotation, biological process: mitotic cell cycle; microtubule cytoskeleton organization. The coding region runs from base 1 to 1347 and encodes 448 amino acids. Gene Ontology annotation, cellular component: microtubule; cytoplasm. The transcript is spliced from 9 exons. Gene Ontology annotation, molecular function: GTPase activity; GTP binding; structural constituent of cytoskeleton. NCBI's taxonomy places the organism in Eukaryota, Metazoa, Nematoda, Chromadorea, Rhabditida, Onchocercidae.